UUUCACUUUGCAACCGACUGGAUAUUCCAGACGUCGUUUGCACAGUGGGGAGAGUGGCUUCCCUUGCGGAUGUUUUUACUUCCUGUAUUUUGGACAAUUUGGUGGCAGUAGCAGACGAUAUGCAUAAGUUAAAGCAGAUUUAUGAGUUCAUCGAGCUAAUGUUGAUCCACGAAUUUUGAGCUGUGUGACUAUUGACAAGUUAUUAACAUGGCCUCAUCGCUGAAAGAUGUUUCAGACCAAAGCAGCAGUUGUGUUCAUCCAAUUUCUUCAUGCACAUCUAAAUUAAACAUUUCAGCGAAUUCAAAAUCCAUCAAAACAGACAUUGACAGAUCUUCUAAUUCGAAUGUCUGUAAUCCAGACUUUAACAGAACAGACCUUUUAGACAGCACAGACUCGCAAUCUGAGACACUUUCUGGUGAGCACAAAUCUAGUGACAGUAUCCCAUCGUCAGCACAAGAAAACAAUGAAAAUAUAUCCAGAAGUAUCAGUCAGAUCAAUCAUGAAAUCGAUGCGAUAUUGGCGCGUAAACUGAGCAGUGCUGACCUAGACUCUGGGAAGAGAUUGAGAAAGAAACUAUCCACAAUACUAGCUGUGGAGGAGGCGCCCGCAUGGCGAGACAUUGGGGAGUACGAGGUACUGAAGAGAACAAAGUGUCGAAGAAUUCAUUCCAAACUGGGACAAAACAAAGACCUAGCACUUUUCUUUCGUGCUGGCAAAUUUUAUGCCAUGGAAGCCUGGUGUUCUCAUAUGGGCGGUCCAUUGUUUGAAGGAGACAUAGAGGAGUAUAGAGGUACUUGUCACAUUAUGUGCCCCUGGCAUGCCUACAUGUUUGAGUUGGAAACAGGAGCCUCUGAGAUUGGACUCAAGCAACAAGUCUAUCCUGUCAAAGUCGAAGAUGGACACGUGUACAUAGAAUACAUCUCACCUCUUGCUCUGUACCCUUUUCUGUAGACGUGGUCACGUGGCUCAAGGAGAAUUAUGUAUAUGUGAUUAUUAUUCACCAUUGACUUUUUGAUAAACACAAAAUGUGAUUUUAAAAAACUCACUGUCGUUCUCACAUAUUUUUUAGCAUUAUUUUGUGAGUAGUCAUUAAAUCUGUUUUAGUCCAUUCAGAGGACAAACAAAACCAAUGCCUGGUAGAAACAGACUGAACAAAAUGAAUGGAAUGUGUCUGGAAAGAAAAACAGAUUUCUUACGUACAAAACACUUCAAUAAAAAUGAAAUUUCGACUUAGUGUGGCAAAAAAUGCUUUAAAAGGGGUUGACAAAAGGAAACUGGAGGAUGCUAGUAUAUAACAACUUUAUUCAUUAAACUGGAGGAUGCUAGUAUAUAACAACUUUAUUAAUUAAACUGGAGAAUGCUAGUAUAUAACAACUUCAUUCAUUAAACUGGAGAAUGCUAGUAUAUAACCACUUCAUUAAUUAAACUGGAGAAUGCUAGUAUAUAACAACUUCAUUAAUUAAACUGGAGAAUGCUUGUAUAUAACAACUCAUUCAUUAAAUAACAACUGAAUAGACGUUGAUGUCUUACAGUUCACCAUACACAAAAUUAUAAAAGGUGAAAAAAAAUCACAUUAUUUUUCUAAAGACAUUUCUGCAACUUUGUGUUUUGUUUCUUGAUUCACUUGACUAUUAAAUGCAGAGAUUUAAGAGAAUGACACUUUAGAGAUGUAACUUUGUUCUAUAAACUAUUACUAUCAAAUGUAAUUCAUCAUUUUAAUUAAAAUAUUCAUUUUUUGUU
Messenger RNA from Biomphalaria glabrata, 1740 nucleotides. RefSeq lists its product as uncharacterized. The record is from RefSeq and is a predicted model, not a curated record. Gene Ontology annotation, molecular function: 2 iron, 2 sulfur cluster binding. NCBI's taxonomy places the organism in Eukaryota, Metazoa, Mollusca, Gastropoda, Planorbidae. Bases 208 to 951 code for a protein of 247 amino acids. The transcript is spliced from 4 exons.